UAUUUCCUAUAUUCCUAUUUGCUAUUGUGUGCGCUAAUUACUUCAAUUGGAUUUGAAAUUUUAUUGAUUUGAAUUAAAAUAAUAAAUAAUUAAACAAAAACCAUGGCUCUUCAUGUACCCAAAGCUCCUGGCUUCUCCCAGAUGUUGAAGGAAGGUGCAAGGUACUAUUCUGGUUUAGAAGAAGCUGUUAUAAGGAAUAUUGGAGCAUGCAAAGAAUUUUCUCAUUCUGUUCAAUCUGCCUAUGGGCCAAAUGGAAUGAACAAAAUGGUCAUCAACCAUUUAGAGAAAAUGUUCGUUACUAGCGAUGCCGCUACUAUCAUUAGAGAAUUAGAUGUGGAACAUCCAGCUGCAAAGUUGAUGAUCCUUGGUUCUGAAAUGCAAGAUUCUGAAGUUGGAGAUGGGACUAACUUCGUUAUAAUUCUAGCAGGAUCAUUAUUGGAAUGCUCUGAAGAACUUAUUCGUCUUGGAGUAACACCGACUGAAAUUGCUGAUGGAUAUGAAUUAGCAUUGGACAAAUGCUUAGAGAUUUUACCAAAACUUGUAUGCAAAGAAGUCAAAAAUAAUCUUGAUGUUGAAAAUAUGAAGAAGGGAAUUCUAACUUCCGUUCAAUCAAAACAGUAUGGAAAUGAAGAGUUUUUGGCAGAUCUGAUAAUAAAGGCUUGUGAUUCUAUCAUAAGUGGAGAUACAACUUUCAAUGUUGAUAACGUCCGUGUGUGCAAAAUUCCGGGCUCUGGUCUCUUCAGUUCUCAGGUUCUUAGGGGCAUGGUCUUCAAAAAGCAGAUUGAAGGAGAGGUAACAAAAGUAGAAAAAGGCAAAAUUGCUUUGUACAGUUGUCCUGUUGAUAUUAUGCAAACUGAGACUAAAGGAACUGUUCUCAUUAAAACUGCUGAGGAAUUGACUAGUUUCAGUAGAGGAGAAGAAAAUUUACUGGAACUGCAAAUAAAAGCUAUCGCUGAUACUGGAGCAAAAGUUAUUGUGUCCGGAGCUAAAUUCGGCGAUAUGGCAUUACAUUAUGUCAACAAAUAUGGUCUCAUGGCUGUCAGAUUGAACUCCAAGUUUGACCUCAGAAGACUUAGUAAAUCUGUUGGAGGAACAGUUCUACCUAGAAUAACACCACCUUCUCCACAAGAACUAGGAUAUUGUGAUUUGGUAUAUGUUGAAGAGCUUGGUGAUACUCCAACUGUUGUUUUCAAAUCAGAAGGAAAGGAUGCUAGGAUUUCUACCAUUGUUAUCAGAGGUGCCACAGACAGUUACAUGGAUGACAUCGAAAGAGCUAUUGAUGAUGGUGUUAACACAUACAAAUGUUUGUCAAGGGAUGGCAGACUUGUACCAGGAGCUGGUGCUGUAGAAGUUGAAUUGGCUUGUCAGCUAUCAGAAUAUGCUGAUACUCUUCCAGGACUUGAGCAGUACGCUGUUAGGAAAUUCGCUAACGCUCUGGAAACCUUCCCAAAGGCAUUAGCAGAAAACAGUGGUUUAAGGUCUACAGUUGUAUUAGAAAAACUGUUGGCCGCCCACAAAAAUGGAGAAAAAAAUGUUGGUGUGGAUAUCGAAUCUGAUAACUCAACCUGCGAUGUCUUGGACAAAAACAUCCUAGAUCUUUACACUUGCAAAUAUUGGGGAUUAAAAUAUGCAGUUGGAGCUGCUACAACAAUACUUCGAGUGGAUCAAAUCAUCAUGGCCAAGAGGGCAGGUGGACCUAAACCAAGGCAGGGAGGAGGUGAUAAUGAUGAUGACUGAAAUGUUUUUUCAUAUUAAUCAGUAUCAUUUGUGCUUAAUUUAACUUUUUUAAUUAACUAAUAAAUUAAUGAAAUUUGACUGACCUAUAA
Messenger RNA from Coccinella septempunctata (seven-spotted ladybird), 1826 nucleotides. It is a transcript of the gene CCT8, whose product is annotated as T-complex protein 1 subunit theta. Lineage: Eukaryota; Metazoa; Arthropoda; Insecta; Coleoptera; Coccinellidae. The record is from RefSeq and is a predicted model, not a curated record. The transcript is spliced from 7 exons. The coding region runs from base 103 to 1737 and encodes 544 amino acids. Gene Ontology annotation, cellular component: chaperonin-containing T-complex. Gene Ontology annotation, biological process: protein folding. Gene Ontology annotation, molecular function: ATP-dependent protein folding chaperone; ATP binding; ATP hydrolysis activity.